Tachyglossus aculeatus (Australian echidna) is the source of this 2007-nucleotide messenger RNA. It is a transcript of the gene FBXO34, whose product is annotated as F-box protein 34. The record is from RefSeq and is a predicted model, not a curated record. NCBI's taxonomy places the organism in Eukaryota, Metazoa, Chordata, Mammalia, Monotremata, Tachyglossidae. Gene Ontology annotation, molecular function: protein binding.
CGUCGUUCUCCUCAGCGGGCGGAGCGGGCCGGGGCCUCCUCAGCCUCCGCCGCCUCCUCAGCCUCCUCAGGGCCCGGGGGCCUCCACACCGGGACCGGGGCCUCCGACCGAACGUCGGAUUCCUCGACUCGAUCGCUGCCGACGUGAGCGGCGUUUCUUGGACGAAGGUGCGUUUACUCCUCUCCCGGGGCUUUCCCCUUCCCCUCCCCGCAGCUCUUGGACAACUCGCCCCUCUCCUCCGUCCCACGGUGACGCGAGCGCUUCGUCGAACGCCUGCUAUGUGCUGAGCGCCGGAGUCGAGCCAAGAUCAGCAGAGCGUAUGGGAUGCACCCCAAAGUGUGCCACGGCCUGCAGAGGAAGGACCGCCCCCUCGCCCUCGCCCCGAGACCGCCCGCGGGCCCGCCGGCCCAGAGCCAGCCGCGGCCCUCCCGCGAGGGCGGGCGAUGCCCGGCUGACGGCCCCCGGCCCGUCCCGGCCCCCGACCCCCCGCCCAGGCCCAAGAUGUGCAACCCCGGCGGCGGUGGCGGCGGAGGCGGCGGCGGCCCGGGGAUCCACCAGGGCGACGGGGACGGGCCCCUGGACAUCUGGGCCGUGGUCAAGCCCGGCAACACCCGGGAGAAGAUCGCCUUCUUCGCCGCCCACCAGGGCGGGGGCGGGCGGCCCGGCCCCCUGAAGAGCAAGAGCAGCUGGGACCUGGACGGGCGGGCCGCCAAGAGGAGGAAAAAGCCCCCCGGGCCGCAGCGGGCCAAGGCCCAGCCGGAGCGGCGGCGGGCCCCGGCCCCCGAGCCCCCGGGCCCCCCGCCGGGCCGCCCGCCCUCGGUGGCCCAGAUGGUGGCCUUCCUGGAGCGGCGGGCCGGAGCCCUGCUGGCCGCCGGCCCGCCCCGGCCGGGGGGCCCGGACGCCGCCGGCGAGGAGGCCCCGCCGCCGCAGCCGCCGCCGGGCGAGGCCGUGCGGGUGUCGGCCAUGGUGGCCCGGCUGGAGUCCGAGGGCCUCGGCCGGCGGGAGCCGGGCCCCCCCGCGCGCGACGAGGGCUCCCGGCGCCAGGUGGGCCGCGUCCUGCUGGCCGAGGGCGGCCCGGCCCGGCCCCGCGCGGCCGGCGGGGGCCCCCCGGGCCCGGGGGCCGGCGACGGGGCGGCCGCCCGCCGAGACCGGCGGCGCGAGGACCCCGUCCCGGGCCUGCUGUUCUUCCUGCGCCCCGGCGGGCCGCCCCCCGGGCCGGCGGCGGCGGCGGCGGCGGCGGAGCGCGGGCGCCCGGCGGGCCGCGAGCCCCCCUGCCCCAAGAGGCCCGUGUCGCACGACUUCCUGGAGGCCCGCUUCAAGAUCCAGCAGCUGCUGGAGCCCCAGCAGUACCUGACCUUCCUGCCCCACCACAUCAUGGUGAAGAUCUUCGGCCUGCUGCCCACCCGGAGCCUGGUGGCCCUCAAGGUCACCUGCGCCUACUUCAAGUUCCUCAUCGAGCACUACAGCGUGCGGCCGGCCGACUCGCGCUGGGUGCGGGACCCCCGCUACCGCGAGGACCCCUGCAAGCAGUGCAAAAAGACCUACGUCCACGGCGACGUGUCCCUGUGCCGCUGGCACCCCAAGCCCUACUGCCAGGCGCUGCCCUACGGGCCCGGCUACUGGAUGUGCUGCCACCGCGCGCAGAAGGGGGUGCCCGGCUGCCAGCUGGGCCUGCACGACAACCGCUGGGUGCCCGCCUGCCACAGCCUCAGCCGGCCCGCCCAGCGGAGGGCCCGGGGGGCCGAGGAGGAGGGCUAGCCGCCGGGUUGAGCCGCGCGCUCGCUCCCGGCCCCCGGGCCGCCCGUCCGGAAGGUGGACGGGACGUGUACGGACACGUCCCCGCGAGGAACGUCCCCCCGUUCCCGAGAAGCCGCGCGGCUUAGGGAUCGUUGGCCCCGGCGGGGGGUCUCUCCGGGGAAGACGACGGCUCCGAGCGCUCGCCUGCCCUUCCUCAUCCCGUUUGGCCGCCUUGUUUUUUACUCCAAUAAAUCGUGCAUCGGAGCGGGG